ACAUCCCUAGCCGCGGCUGGUUUCACCUUAAUGCUCUUUGAUGCCCGUACACACGUCUCUGUGCACGUGAAGCUUUUAUACUUUUUUUUUUAUAAAUUAAUACCAUUUAGAUUCUUCUUUACGGCGUUCGAUUAGAAAAUGCCGUCCGACGCAAAGAAAAAGCAACAGCAAAAAAAAAAAGAUGCAGCAAAAGCAAGGCAGAGUGGUAAAAAACCAGUAUCAAGCCAAAAUAAGGCUGAGGAUAGUAAGGAUCAGUGUCCCCCACUCGCUGACGUACGGAAUGGUAGUGAACCCAUCAGUGAAGAAGAGGCUCUAUGUCAAAAGCUUGAAGCAGAUGCUAGAUUAAAUGCUGAGGCGCGUUCUUGCACUGGUACACUUUCAUCUCAUCCACGCAGUCGUGAUAUAAAAAUAUCUACAUUCUCAAUAACAUUUCAUGGUUGUGAAUUAUUUCAAGACACAACACUUGAAUUGAACUGUGGUAGACGUUAUGGUUUACUGGGUCCAAAUGGUUGUGGUAAAUCGGCUCUCCUUCAAGUACUUGGUAAUCGUGAAGUACCAAUACCAGAAUCGAUUGAUAUAUUUCAUUUGACACGCGAAAUGCCUGCAAGCAGUAAAACAGCAUUAGAGUGUGUGAUGGAAGUUGAUGAAGAACGUGUACGCUUAGAAAAACUUGCUGAAGAAUUAAUUGAAUGUGGUGAAGAUGAUGCACAAGAUCAAUUGAUGGAUGUUUAUGAACGUCUUGAUGAUAUGUCUGCUGAUACUGCUGAAGCACGUGCUGCUCAUUUAUUAAAUGGUCUUGGUUUUACAACAAAAAUGCAAAAUACAGCAACAAGAGACUUUUCUGGUGGUUGGAGAAUGAGAAUUGCCCUUGCUCGUGCACUUUAUGUUAAACCACAUUUACUUCUACUUGACGAACCAACAAAUCAUCUUGAUCUUGAUGCUUGUGUAUGGCUCGAAGAAGAAUUAAAAACUUAUAAAAGAAUUCUUGUUAUAAUAUCACACUCACAAGAUUUUCUAAAUGGUAUUUGUACAAAUAUAAUGCAUGUUGAUAAAAAUCAAUUAAAAUAUUAUACUGGUAAUUAUGAAGCAUUUAUUAAAACACGUGCUGAAUUAUUAGAAAAUCAAGCUAAACAAUAUAACUGGGAGCAAGAUCAAAUUGCUCAUAUGAAAAAUUAUAUUGCACGUUUUGGUCAUGGUUCUGCAAAAUUAGCAAGACAAGCACAAUCUAAAGAAAAAACAUUGGCUAAAAUGGUUGCUCAAGGUUUAACUGAAAAAGUAUCAUCAGAUAAAGUCCUCAAUUUUUAUUUUCCAUCAUGUGGUACGAUACCACCACCAGUUAUUAUGGUACAAAAUGUUAGUUUUCGCUAUAAUGAUAAUUCACCAUGGAUUUAUAAAGAUUUAGAAUUUGGUAUUGAUCUUGAUACUAGAUUGGCACUUGUUGGUCCAAAUGGUGCUGGUAAGAGUACCUUGCUUAAAUUGUUGUAUGGUGAUUUAUUCCCAACAAGUGGCAUGAUACGUAAAAAUAGCCAUCUUCGUAUUGCAAGAUAUCAUCAGCAUUUGCAUGAGUUGCUUGAUCUGGAAUUAUCACCACUUGAAUACAUGAUGAAAAGUUUUCCAGAAAUCAAGGAAAGAGAAGAAAUGAGAAAAAUUAUUGGACGUUAUGGAUUAACUGGCCGUCAACAGGUUUGUCCGAUUCGCCAACUGUCAGAUGGUCAACGUUGUCGUGUUGUGUUCGCCUACUUAGCGUGGAAAGUACCACAUUUACUGUUGAUGGAUGAACCUACUAAUCAUUUGGACAUGGAAACAAUUGAUGCACUUGCUGAUGCAAUCAACGAUUUUGAUGGUGGCAUGGUUCUUGUUUCUCACGAUUUCCGACUUAUUAAUCAGGUUGCUGAAGCAAUUUGGGUGUGUGAAAAUGGUACGGUCACCAAGUGGGAAGGUAAUAUCUUGGACUACAAAGAACAUUUAAAGAGCAAAAUCCUAAAGGACAAUCAAAAACGUCAAAAGGAUCUUAUGAACCGGGGAAAAUAAUAGUUGAUUUAUAUAUUCUUUUCAAUUUUUUUUUUCUUUUUGUAUAAGAUUUAUUUUUGGAUUUUCGUGAAGACAUUAAUUAAUAAUAAUCAUAGCGAUUGGUUAAAUUACUAUGUAUUUACUUUAUUAUUAUAUAGUCUUGACUAAAAUCCACUUAAUCUCCUUUUAGAUAAUUUAUUCGAAAUCGAUAUAAAAACAUUUCAAAUAACAUGACAACUGAGCAAUGAUUAAGCAAUAAGCUGGUAAUAUCUUGAAACAUAGGUCACCUGAAAUUAUGAUAUUUAAAAUUACUUCCCACUGGAACUCUCAUCAUCGGAAGUGACGAGUGAAUAUUAAAAGCUACCAAAUCUGGAGCAAAUAUUUAUGUUGAAUAAAAAAUCUAGCGAAUGGAGUUGAAAGAAGUAGAUUAAAGAAUGUUUAGUUUUUUAUUUAUCCCAUUCGAUAAUUCCCCACACAAAGCACGCAGUAUCACUGAAAUCGUUUGAUAACCAUGAUGCACUUGUGGGAAAAUUAAUAUUGAUUUGUACGUCCGUAACCUAGCUUAAAUGUUGCUUAAUUAAAAUGUGUGGAUUGAUGUCUUUUUUUGUUAAUUUAAAUCAAGAAGACUCGAGACCAUUCAACUACGCAUGCUCAAAAAUAAAUUGGAAAAAAAAUAAACCACUGAAAGAAAGCACCUAGCAUUAUUUUUAUAAUUACUCCAAAAUGUUUAUUUAAAAUAAAAAAAGUUCUUAAACAUAAAUUUAUUGUUUUAUAAUUUAAUCUUUAAAAACCAGGAAUGUGAUAGAGAACAUGAAAUAUAAUAGAGCAUGGUAGAAAUACUACUUCUACCAUGUAAUAGACACUGAAAUAUAAUAAAACUGGAAGGUGAACUCCUAUGCUUAGCCAAUGCACGGAGUGUCGCUAGAGAUAGCAAUAUAUUGGAUGGUGUUCCCUCUCACUCACGCAUGCGCAUAUUAAAUCUUGUACAGUCAACGUCAAAACAAACUAGUACUACACGAUAUAAAAGUUACCAGUGAUGGGUAAUUCGACGAUUUUCGGGGUAUCAUACAAUCAUACGUAUGAUACGUAUGAUACGUAUCAUACUACGUAAAGUGUAUGAUAGUUGAAAGUGCCCUCUUUUUUUAUAAAAUGAACUAAAUGAUUUAUCAAACUCUCACUCACACCACUGUACACAGCUGUCAAACUUUUUAUUUUAUUACACGAUCAUGGUAGAAAUAUACAGGUAUGUCCAUGCAACGGACGAAAACAAAAAUCUACUGCGCAGACCAUUGGCGGCCAUCUUGUUUGCAUGUGUGUAAAUCUGUGUGUCCGUCAUAUUAUUAUUAUUGUACUAUUAAUUAUUUAUGUAUGGCAUGCUUAAAAGUUACAUUAAUCAUAAAUAAAAACUUUAA
Aphidius gifuensis is the source of this 3422-nucleotide messenger RNA. Its product is annotated as ATP-binding cassette sub-family F member 2. Gene Ontology annotation, molecular function: ATP binding; ATP hydrolysis activity. NCBI's taxonomy places the organism in Eukaryota, Metazoa, Arthropoda, Insecta, Hymenoptera, Braconidae. The transcript has 5 exons. The record is from RefSeq and is a predicted model, not a curated record. The coding region runs from base 139 to 2031 and encodes 630 amino acids.